Colletotrichum truncatum is the source of this 318-nucleotide messenger RNA. Lineage: Eukaryota; Fungi; Ascomycota; Sordariomycetes; Glomerellales; Glomerellaceae. The record is from RefSeq and is a predicted model, not a curated record.
AUGAACAACGAAUACCAGUACUACCAAGAUGAAAGCGGCCAAUGGUAUUACUCCACCGGCGACGGAAACUGGUACCCUUGUGCUCCUCCGGUGCAUGAUGAAAAUGUCGAGACCGGAAGUGAAACUGCAGACUACGUUUCCGAACGAUACCGUGAUGAAGACCGCCGUCGUCGACUUCACAGCAGCAAAGGCCGCCGUGCUCACAAGAAGGAGAUGGACGACGAAGUCGAAGAAAUUAUGAAGUCCUUCGAGGACAACUCGCACAAGUCAUCCAAGUCUGGCGAUCGAUCCGACAAGAAGAAGAAGAAGAAGCGAUGA